AUGGAAACAGGAACUAAUCAACCGGUCGACAAGGAACCGAACCCAGAUUUGAACGGAAAUGAAGCUGUAGGCGGGCCGAUUCAGGAUAAUGGAGGGCCGGUUACUGAAGUUAUUGACAGUAGUGGGGUUGCUGAAGGUUAUCGGAGACAAGCUGGUACUGUUGGAGGGCAACAAGGUCUGGCUAGUCAAGGAGAAGGUCAAGAAGGUAAGGAAGCAAUAUGGUUUUUUGGUUGGGUAGGGUAUGGUAGUGGAGAGUAGAGUAGGAUAGAGCAAGGUAGGAUAGGGUACGGUACGUUAGUGUAAGUUAGGGUAGAGUAGUUUAAGGUAGGUUAUCUUACUGUAAAAUAAAACUGGUUUUUGACUUUUACUGUAUCUACCGUACCUAAAAACAUUAAGAAUAACUUUUCCAGCCCAAUUCCCCCAACCUCAGCCAGAAGUUCCACCACCCUCUCAACUAGCACCAUUAGCACCAUCAAUGGAAGUUCAAGCCGCUGCCAAAGCUGUGCCAAACUUUAUGCGACCAUUGGAACGUCGUCAACGCAAACCGGCCGAAAAUAAUGAUAAUGUGCCAAGUUACAUGCGACCCACCAAACGUACGACUCAGAACGGUCAAUCUAAUCAGGCUAAGCCUCAAAAUGUCAACAAAGUGGCUCCUCAACAACCGGCAACACUUGUACAGCCGCAAGGUUAUAAUGGGCCAAAUGGUACUAAUGGUGCAGGUUAUGGUACUGUUGGUGGAGGCUACGCCACUAAUGGAAGCUAUGGUUCUAAUAAUGGUGGAGGAUUCGGCACCAAUGGUAAGACUGACAAUGAUACUAGUAGUAGUAAUAAUUUAGGUUAUGGGACUAAUGGUACUACAAAUGGAGGAAACUAUGGUACUAAUGGAACGACCAAUCCUACGGCUUAUAAUACUACCAAUCUUAGUCCAUAUGGCACUAACAAUACGGCAGGAUUUCCAUCUAAUGGUACUAAUGGUUACAAUAGCACUAAUCAAUAUGGUGCAAAUUCUGCAUUACCCCCUAUUCUAACUCAAACCCAAAAUUUUCAACCAAAUUUCAAGCCGGAAGGCAAACAAAACGGAGGACUAAAAGCGACUGUUAAUGAAAAUACUAAAUCUAAUGGCAUUAUGGGAUCAAAACCUUCAUUGUUGUCCAAAAUUAAGGUAGGUUAUAGUUUUUUUUUUUGAUUUUUUAUCAAGAAAAAUUUAAAAAUAUUGACAAUUUUUAUUUAAAUUGGUUUUAAAAGCUUGAAUUAGCUAUAAUAGUUUAGUUUACACAAUUAAUUUUUUAAUUUUUUUGUUUUACCAGUCAUAACUGACUGUAGAUUCUUUAUGUAAGAGUCUAAAAAGUAUUGUCGUUUUUUAUUGCACAAGUCUAUCUAAAUUGGCGACAAGAAUUUUAUGUCAACCUAGAAAUGAUUUUUUUUAUUUUACUUUAAAACUGACUGUCAAUUUCGAAAAAUUUUAAAAAAUGUCAUGUUUAACGAAAGUAUUAUCUAAAAAAUUAUAAAACUUACAAAUCAGAUAGGUAUGAUAAGGUAAUUCCACCAAACAGGUCUCCAACAAAAAAUAUACUAGCUGACCAUUCAACUGAUAACCAGGAUUUGUCGUGGAUGAAAAACUGAAAUUUUAAAUUUGAGAAAUAAAAUUUUUAGUUUCGAAAAAAUUUUACUUAACAUUAAAAUUUAAAAAAAAAUUUUUUUUGACCGUUAUUUUAGUUUAGUUUAAAAGAUGUCUUAAAGGUCUUGUUGUCAAUUUACGUUCGCUUGCGCGAUAGAAAAAAGACUUUUGAGAGCCCAUUGGCUUUACUAUGAUGUAAUUAUGGAAUAACAGUCUUUAACAUUCAACGUACUGCUGUAACUUACAUGAUCCUCAAUAGUAUUAAUCCUCCACCGUUCUUUCUCACACGUAUAGUCGUCGUGGUCACAAGUGAAGCCACGUUCAUAGAAAACAGAACACAUGACUGACAUGAUCCCCAGUCCCCAAAAUAGACCCAUCGAUAGUACUAUGAACAUCACAUAGCGGUUUGUUAUACCUAUAAUGAGGUUUUUAGGUUUUAAGAUAUUAAAAUAUAUCAGAAUGUCAACUACAAAAGCUUUGGCUCUAGGCCUAACGUUAGCUCCAGUUUAUAAAGAUACAAAAUCUUUACUUAGUAGACAUGUUCUCUUACCAAUAUCCAGUAAAACUCCAUCGGCAGCGCUAAAAUCAUCGUCGGCUUGAAUUGCCAAUUCAGACGUGAGGCUGAUUCGCCCUGACGGUGCCAAUGACACCUUGUGGCCAGUCGCUGUCACAAAACUAUGCUUCUUUUCUCUCAUUGUAAGAAACUUUUCAAAGAAACAAAAAAAAAUGACUUGCGAAUUUUUUCUUUUCGAAACUAGGGCUAAUUUUAGUUGCGCAACGCUUACUUUGACUGGAAUUAUACUUGAGACGUCGAGGAAUUAGCACACGUUCUUUGGUUGAAACUGCGAGAGAAUGACUUAAAGCUCUAGCCUAGUUAUGCUAUUAGUAUAAACUGCAAAACAGUAACAAAAUAAGUAAGAAGGCAAACAAUUUAAAGAACUGUGUGUCCAAAUUUUAAAAAUUACUGUAGCUCUAUUUCUAGCCCUAUCCCUAGCUGGACGUAGGGAACGCACUGGGCUUGAAAAGUGGGCAUUUUUGAUCACGCGGGGCUGGGCCGACCCCUCAACUGAGAAACGGGCCGAGCUUGAAAAAUAAGCCCGGUCCAAUUUUUAUUUCUAGCUUUACCUCUAACCCUAUCCCGAGCUCUAGCCCUACCUCAUCAUGUGUAGCCUUAGUCCGAAGCUUAGCUACAGUUUUUUUUCUAACUCUAGCCGCACAUCCCUAUUCCUAAGAAAAUUUUAGUCUUAUUUAACUGUAGCCAGAGCGCUAGUGUUAGAACUUAGCUUUUUUAUUACUCUAGCUUUAGCCCUGGUCUUAACUUUACUCUAGCGCUAGCAAGAGCUUUAAUUCGCGCUUUUUAGUUUUAAGGUUUUAUAUAGAAUACUUUUUAAAUUUUCAAGUUUUUUUUUGUAUUAUACUUUGCUAAUGAGAUUAGAUGACAACACUGUUUCUAUUAUUGUUGUCAAAUCAAUUACGUUUUGGCCAACCGGGCGAUUAAUCAAAAUGGAGCUGGAUAUGCUCAAAAAUUCGUCAGCUUUUUGAGUGGGAUCAUUUAUUGGCUUUCGCCUCAAACUGAAAAGUGAACUUCAAACAGUUGCCUUGGGGCAUUAUCUCUUCGGAAUUUCUUUUAUUCUGUUUUUUAUGAGACUUUGUGUUCAACACGGACUUUUUUGUUGGGUGAUGAGUAAUUCGCAAGAUUUAGGCUUGUCAUUUCGGAUGCUUGUUAGUUGAUAAUUUGUAGGCAUGGAUUUUUAAAUGGAUUUAAAAUUUUUGAUUGGGUGUGUAAAAGUGGCGGGGAGAAAAUUGUUUACUAUUGAAGAAGAGGAGGCGGAGGGCAUUACUAAGGAGAAACGGCGUUUGAUUAUGGCAGGGCAAGAAAAGAAAAAAACCAAAAGUAGUGUUAUAGGGUAGGGUACAACAGGGCAGAAUACGGUAGGUAUGAGUGCGGUACGGUAGGUUGAGUUAAAGUUGAUUACGAGAGGGUAGGAUUAAAGUGCAGUAGCGAAAGGUAGAGCAGGUAGUAUGACAGGGUAGUGUAAAGCAAGGCUAUGAAAAGGGUAGGGCAAGUGUAGAGCAAGGGCAGAGUAACAGUAAGACAAGAGUAGAACAAGGGUAAGGCAAGGGUCAAAUAGGGUAGGGCAGGGUAGGAUAGGGUAGGGUCGGGUAGGGUAGGGUAGGGUAGGGUAGGGUAGGGUAGGGUAGGGUAGGGUAGGGUAGGGUAGGCUAGAGUAGGGUAGGGUAGGGUAGGGUAGGGUAGGGUAGGGUAGUUAAAAGUAGGGUAGGGUAGAGUAGGGUAGUAGGUUAGGGAGCUUAGGGUACCGUAGAGCAAAUGUAACUAAAGGUAGGGCUCUUAACUCAAUGAAAAAAAAGUAAAUUUUGUAAAAUACGAUUUACGUUUGUUAUUUGGUUUUAUAUUAACGUUAGAUAUGUCAAUAUUAACAUUGACUAAUUUUUACAAAAAGUUACAUUUUUAAUUCCAGAACAUGCCAAAGUACCAGCUCAAGUACCUCAACUUGAGAGGUAAAGCUGAGCCCAUCAGACUUGUCUUGAACUUUGUUCAAGAGCCCUUUGAAGACCACAGAGAGAACUUUUUGGAAUAUUCAAAGAGAAAGGACAGUAAGCUUGUAAAAUACGAUAAAUUUUCAUAAAAAGUGCAAUUUUAAGUUUAAACUUUUCAGAACAUCCCCUACCCCGCCUGCCGAAGCUGGUCCUAGAUGGCAAAACAGACAUCAUCUUCACCACAUGUAUAUUAAGUUACCUUGGCCGAAAAUACGGCUUAGAACCGGAUUCCAAUGAAGAGAAAACAGUGGCUGAAAUUCUGGGACAAAGACUGAAUGAGUAUCAUAAUGAACUAAAACCAUGGGUCUACUGUUUAAUGGGCAUUACUCCUCCUGAACGGGUAUGUUUACUAUUUUAAAAGAUUUAUUAAUAAAAAAUGUAAAUUAUCUUAAAUUCUUAUUAGAGGCGCCAACAAAACGAAAAAAAAGUCUUGGAAGGGGUAAUUUUUUAGGGAUGGGGGAAUGAGCUGAGAUGGCUUGUGUUUGUUAAUUUUUUAACCCUCCCUCUCAAAAUUUGUUACCUAAAACCCUCUUUCAGCUCGAUGAACUCACUGAUACUGUUUUUGUUACGGUCGCACUGAAAGACUUCGCUCCGGUGUUCGAAAAACAACUCGAAACCAAUAAUACUGGUUAUUUGUUGGGUGAUAAGGUGGGUCAAUACCUGGUUUAUUAUUGCUAUUUUGUCUUUUUUUCUCAAGUUAUAACAAGAAAGAAAAAGUCUAUAUUUUAAGUAUACUAGGCUUAAAAGAGGGCUCACGAGGCCCGGCCGAGGGUCUCGUGAGCCUUGUACCAUAGGUUUCAGAGCGGACGCUUAAACCAAAGCCCGGCCCUUGGGUCAAGCCUAAAAAGUUGGCCCAGUCCGGCAUUGGUACAAUUAAAUCGUAAACAAAAAAGUCUUGUCGUUAAUUUACACUAACAAGGGAAAGGCAAAUAGGGGGGUAUCGGACCUAAAACGGAGACCUAUAUCAUUUGAAAAAGCGUGAAAAGUUAUGUAGAAAUUAAAAAUUUUAGCGGCCCAAAGUCAUACACUAAAAAGUUACAGUAAUUCAAAGUUUACAGGCAAAACUUUGAAUUACUGUAACUUUUUAGUAUAUGACUUUAGGCCGCUAAAAAUUUUAAUUUUUACAUAACUUUACACGCUCUUUCAAAUGAUAUAGGUCUCAGUUCUAGGUCCAAUACCCCCAUAUUUGCCUUUCCCUUGUAAUUGGCAUGGUACAAAACGACAAAACUUUUUUGAAUUUUUAUUUUAAUAACUGUUUCUAGAAAGAUAUGGCUAUUUCAAUGUUGCCUAUAACAAAAACCCAAAUAGAAAACCUUUAUUUGAAAUUAAAAUUUCUAGUUGACCUGGAUCGACUUUUACUGUGCCGCCUUCAUGGACAAUGGCUUAACGUACGGUCCGACGGAGAAAUUCGAAAAAUUCCGCAGAUUGAAUUACCACCGUAAUGCAGUUUACUCAUUGCCACAACUUCAAGAAUACCUACGAAACCGGCCUGAUACUCAUUAUUAA
Molecule: messenger RNA, 5683 nt
Organism: Bursaphelenchus okinawaensis
Lineage: Eukaryota; Metazoa; Nematoda; Chromadorea; Rhabditida; Aphelenchoididae
Source: the annotation of a GenBank genome assembly